Paramecium octaurelia is the source of this 250-nucleotide messenger RNA. NCBI's taxonomy places the organism in Eukaryota, Ciliophora, Oligohymenophorea, Peniculida, Parameciidae. The record is from the annotation of a GenBank genome assembly.
UAUGUUAUUUUAAACAAUUCAAAAAUCAAUCAUUUAGAUUUAUUAAAAAAUAACUCAUAACAUUUUGAUAAUAGAUUAUGGAUAAAUCCUGAAAACUAUGUAUAAUUUAGGAAAUAAAAAUACUCCAAUUAUCGGGGAGUUAGACUUAUUUCUAUAUAUUCGAGGCCUAUUCAUAAUCUACUCUCUCACAUUGUCCUGGUUUCAAAUACUUUUUCUUAAUAGUCAAUUAUUAAAAUAGCCUCAUUUUUGA